This is a messenger RNA of Musa acuminata AAA Group (dessert banana), 2143 nucleotides long. RefSeq lists its product as uncharacterized. The transcript has a single exon. The coding region runs from base 50 to 1378 and encodes 442 amino acids. NCBI's taxonomy places the organism in Eukaryota, Viridiplantae, Streptophyta, Magnoliopsida, Zingiberales, Musaceae. The record is from RefSeq and is a predicted model, not a curated record.
UUGAUAUCUUCCUCCGUUACCUUUCAACUUAACGAGCUUCACAGCUCUCAUGGCCGACCGACCAAAAUGGCAGCAGCCAUUUCGCUUACGGUUCCCACAUUGGAAUCCACCGUCGAAAGCUCCACCUCCGACUCAACCGCCGGGAACAUCAGCUUCGCCGCCUUCACGAGUGAUUCUAAGACAACAACGACAGCAACAACCAUCUCCCUCUACAAGGAGUCUUUCUCGUUCGUCAAGCUCGCCGUCUCCACCGGUAUCGAGAACAGAAGCUCCAGCACCUCCACCGGCUAUAUCUCCAUCCUCAUCUCACGGUGUUCCCCAGCCACAACAAUGGCCUGAGGAAGCUUCCUCUACAUCCCUAUCUCCAGCUCAAGGUGUUCUCCAGCCACACCAAGCACCGUCAACUCAGGAAGCAGCUUCCAUGUCUCCAUCUCCUUCUCGAGAUACUCCCCGGCCACCACAACCAUCAUCAACUCAGCAAGCCAUCCAUACCCUGAACUCUGAAUCUGUAAUAGAACCCCUCGAUCCUAUCAGCAGAGCAAACCCAAACGAAACAGAUUUAUCUGAACAGAAACCAGAAAUGGACACCGAACCAGAAGAAACUACGAAUCCCUCUAACCUUCCACAAUCCACAGAACUGACUCAAUCCCAACAAAAGCUGGUGGAAGGAAAUCCUACGGAGGACGAUGAAGAUAAUACAAAUAUAGAAAUCGAAAUCACAGAGGAGAUGACUCCCAUCGGCCAAGAAACAGAGUCGCCGUAUGCCUCGACUGAAGAACCAAAGAACAAAACGGAACCUGAUCCAGGGCCGACGGAGACGAGAGACUCGAGGACGCAGGAAGAUACGAAUGGCUUAGGAGGGAAAGGAAACACGGAUGCCCCGCCAGCUUCACCAACCACUGAAGCAGAUAAUUUGCAGACCCAGAAGGUGAACAGUGGGCACUCACAGCAUGCAGGAAGAAGAAACAUAGAGUUAGCUGGUAAGAAUCAAGGUGCAUCAAUGUGCGUCGGACCUGAGACAAUAAGCACGCCAGGCCUGCAGAAGGUAAACAAGAUCGACAUGCACACGAGUUCAGACAUCGAUCGUAAGAGUCAAACUCUCGGAGAGAGAUCACAUCAGACAGGUGACGAGGUUCCAUCCAUCACAAGUGUUAAUAGCAACGUGCAGUGCAUAAACAACUCUAUACUCCAUGAGAGCUCCUGUAGCCAAAAAGAUCCAGGAGUUUACUUCUUCUUCUAUAGCAAACCAGCAUUCAAUACUCGAGGAGUUUCUCUUAUCACAACUCCAGCUCAAAGUCUCACCUAUCAGCCACAUAUCGAGAAGAAACAAACCAGAUCCGUGGAAGAGAAAUCUCAAAUGUCACAUUGCUCAGCUUGACUUUGGUGCGCAGAAGAUCCACCAUUGACAUGCUUUAGAAUGUAUGAUGAAAUUGUGUUGGAAAAUGGUCGUUCAUGCACUCGACUGUGAUUGUAAGGAAGAGCUUAAUGAUUCAUGUUCAAUAAUUAUGACAGUGUACACACGAGGCUCUUUAAGAAAUAUACAACAUAAUGUAUACUAUGUUUGGAGAUAACAAAGAGGUAUCUCUGAACUUUCACCGAUUCAUUCACAUGAUGGCUUCAUGCAAAGCUGGUCAAGCAGACAGCGAUUGCAUCAAUCUCCGGCACUGCUACAAUGACUCUGUCAUUGGAAUCACAAGAGUCAUGCAUACAGCCUGACUAAUUUAAUGAAGCUGUCAGCGGCGCAGCUGCUCGUCUUUGGUUUGAUUCUUUUAGGGUUUUCCUUCUUCUUCUUCUUCCUCCUUGCUAAUCCCCAUGCCUGAAGGUACCUUAGAAGGCUGCAACUAUUAGAAGAAUGCAAGAACAGAGAGUGCAGUUUUCGUACAUCUGCCUUGCCCAUUCCAUUCAUGAGAAACAAUGUACUCGCAGAAGAGAUGAAUCUGAAAAGAAAGAACAGAAUGCACGCAGAUGAUGUAUGUUACAAGUAACUCUUACAUCAAACAUCUGGGAAGCAAUAGAUCCUCUCAGGCAAUGUAUAUACGAGGAGAUAGUGAUAUCCACUGUUUCUUAUGAUCAGAAGUUCCGAAAAUUGGUACAUCAUAUAAUAUACAAACUCAAAUCGCUGUAUAGCUAUCACCAAUCGAAA